AUGUCUGACAGCGAAUCUAUUGACAUCCACGCGGUUGCUCUCAAACUGCCCGUUUUUGCCCCGACCAACCCUCGAGUGUGGUUUCGACAGAUAGAAGCCGUAUUUGCCACUCGACGUAUAACCAGCGAGCGCGUGAAGUACUCUCACGUUGUCCAAGCACUUCCCUUUGACAUCGCUGUUGACGUGGAAGAUCUCCUCGAUCCCAUUCCACCAGAAGCUCCUUACACGAAGCUUAAGGAAGCAGUCAUUCAGCGUACCGGAAAAUCAGCCGGAAAAAUGCUCCGUGAACUGUUCACGUCGGUGGAGCUCGGAGACCAAACUCCGUCCCAGCUUAUGCGCCACAUGCGGUCGCUACUGGCUGGACGGCAAAUGGACGACGCCAUUUUCAGGGAGAUAUGGGUUGAUAAACUACCUCUCCCGAUGCAGCAGGUCCUAUCAAUGCUGGAACCCACUACUCCACUUGACAAAGUUGCACAGCACGCCGACAGAAUAAUGGAAUGCUACCCGGCUGCUAGACCUUGCGUUCACAUGACAUCACCCUCCGAAACCACUCUGACGCACGAAUCCCCUUCGACAUUACCAGUUCCUGCCCCAGAUCGCCGUGGUCACGUUUCUCGCAGUCCUGAUUCCCCAUCCCAUCACUCGCAUAUCGAUAAGGACAUUACGGACCUAAAAGAAACCGUUCGCAUGUUGUGCAAUCAGAUCACGGUCCAGAAACCGCCGAUCACAAACGUGGUGUUGGUACCACCGCACUUUCGGCUCCAAGGCACGCCGCUGCGAUCCUCCAUGUUCAUUCCGCACUUACACUCCACAGUCAAACGACCAGGCCAGCCAGUAACGGCGACGACUUCGGCUGGCCCCCCACGCAAAAGUCGCCUGUUUUAUAUCGUUGACCGAUCCAGUGGUCUUCGAUUCCUCAUUGAUACCGGCGCCGAGAUCAGUGUAAUCCCCCCACCCAAACAUCACAGCCUCAAACCAUCUCACUUUACACUGCAAGCAGCAAACACAACAACUAUUGCUACAUUCGGCCAACGGUCCAUCACUCUUGAUUUAGGCCUCCGACGCUCUUUUCAAUGGGUUUUCAUCCAGGCAGAUGUCCAGACUCCCAUUAUUGGCGCGGAUUUCCUCUCACACUUUGGCCUAACAGUGGACCUCAAAAAUCGCAAGCUGGUAGACACCACAACCAAGCUUUGUGCAGUCGGCAUUGGUAAAUGCACCAACUCUCUGGGUAUUCGGCUGGCGAUCCCGCAAUCGCCGUUUGCUGACAUUUUGAAGGAGUUUCCAUCCCUCACUAAACCGUGUCAGUUCACCGACCCAGUCUCUCAUGCUGUGCAGCACCACAUCGCCACAAAAGGCCAACCUGUCCACUUUCAACCACGACGACUCAACGCCGACAAACUCCGUAUCGCACGCCUUGAAUUCGAACAUAUGAUGAAUCUUGGCAUCAUUCGACCGUCUUCAAGCCCAUGGGCCUCGCCUUUGCACAUGGUUCCAAAAUCAUUUGGUGAUUGGAGACCCUGUGGAGACUACCGUGCUCUCAACAACGUCACCGUCCCCGACAGGUACCCGAUCCCACACAUUCAUGAUUUUGCACAGAAUCUCUCUGGGAAGACAAUCUUUUCCAAGGUUGACCUCGUAAAGGCAUAUCACCAAAUCCCCGUGGCCGAAGAAGACAUUCCCAAGACAGCCAUCACCACGCCUUUUGGCCUGUUCGAGUUCAUUCGCAUGCCAUUUGGAUUGAGAAACGCUGCCCAGACGUUCCAACGAUUCGUCGAUGAAGUGCUUCGAGGUCUACCCUUCGCGUUUGGCUACAUCGACGACAUAUUAAUUGCCAGCGCCUCUCCAUCGGAGCAUGCCAGCCACUUGCGCCAACUCUUUCAACGUUUCCAACAAUACGGACUUCAGCUGAACCCUAGUAAAUGCGUGUUCGGUGUUCCGUCCCUCGACUUCCUCGGGCACCAUAUCGAUCAAAAAGGUUUGACACCCCUCCCAGAUAAGGUGCGCAGCAUCCUCUCAUUUCCUGCCCCUCAAACGAUCACACAGUUACGACGUUUCUUGGGAAUUUUGAACUACUACCGUCGCUUCAUUCCCCAUUGUGCGACCAUCGUUUCACCUUUAACCGAUCUUCUCAAGUCCAACGUCAAGACGAUCGAUUUCACUCCCGAGGCUGAGACAGCUUUCGCAGAAGCCAAAAAAGCUCUCGCGGAUGCCACCAUGCUGCACCAUCCACAUUCAGAUCCAAAUACUGAGUUAGUCCUAACGACUGAUGCAUCAAAUACUGCAGUCGGUGCAGUGCUUCACCAAAUAGUGGACAACCAAUUACAGCCCUUAGCGUUCUUCUCGCAAAAACUCCAGGCGGCACAGACAAAAUACAGCACAUUUUCUCGCGAACUCCUAGCCAUUUACUUGUCUAUCCGUCAUUUCCGCCACCUUUUGGAAGGACGACAAUUUCGUGUGCACACUGACCACAAACCCCUGACACACGCACUUCAUGCCAAGCCUGACCGACAUUCACCCAGAGAUAUCCGCUAUUUGGAUUAUAUUUCCCAGUUCACAACAGACAUCCGCUACGUGCAUGGAGUUGAUAAUGUUGUGGCUGAUGCAUUAUCCAGACCUGACAUCAACACGGUGCAGACUAAAUUCGAUCUUACGGAACUGGCAAACCUCCAGCGUGAUGAUCCAUCUUUGCUCGAACUGCGCACAUCCUCCACACUCCAGCUCAAGGAUUCUCCCCUACCUUUAGCCGAUGGCACAGUCCUAUGUGACUGGUCUACAGGUAACCCCCGUCCUAUCGUUCCAACUUGCUACAGGAAGAUCGUUUUCGAUCAUUUUCAUUCUCGUUCCCAUCCUGGUAUCCGUGCAUCUCGCAAACUCAUUUCUGCCAGAUUUGUUUGGCCCAAUAUGAAUUCUGACAUUGCAUUAUGGACUAAACAGUGUUUACAAUGUCAGAGAAACAAAGUCCACUGCCACACUUUUUCUCCGCCCAGUACGUUCACCGUUCCCGACGUCCGUUUCACACAUAUUCACGUCGAUCUUGUUGGUCCACUACCACCAUCAAAUGGACAUACCCACUUAUUAACCGUUGUUGAUCGUUUCACACGCUGGCCAGUGGCAGUACCCAUUUCCGACACCUCGGCAGAAAAUAUUGCGAAAGUACUACUCCAGCACUGGAUUGCUACAUUUGGUGUACCGUCUACCGUCACCACAGACCGUGGCAGCCAAUUCCAAUCGACUUUGUUUCGUGAGUUCACUAAACUGCUUGGCUGUAAACACAUCACAACAACUGCAUACCAUCCUUCGUCCAAUGGCAUGGUAGAGCGCCUACACCGUCAACUUAAAGCAGCACUGAUAUCACAGCCAAACCCCAAUAACUGGAGCGACAACCUGCCACUAGUUCUCUUAGGUCUGCGGUCAUCAGUCAAAGACGACCUCCACAGCACGUCGGCUGAGCUCGUUUUCGGUACCACCAUAUGCCUUCCAGGUGAGUAUGUUCAACCUAGCACCGAUGCCAGUCCUAACCCAUCCCAAUUUGUCCAACAACUCAAAGACCGUAUGUCACAUCUACGUCCAACACCCACUCGCUUGUCAUCCACACACGUUUUUGUACACAAUGAUCUACAUACGUCACCUUUCGUUUUUAUUCGUAACGAUGCUGUUCGCAAACCACUCACACCACCGUAUGAUGGUCCAUUUAAAGUGCUUAGUCGCACAGACAAAUAUUUCGUGGUUCAAAAAGCCGAUAAGCCAGACACAGUUUCCAUUGACAGAUUAAAACCCGCGCAUUUUGAUACACCUCCAUCACCAACCACACCGACACCAUCACCAUCCACGGACACACCACCAACAAUUCCUGUUGAUAAUCCAAACUCUAUCAUCACACCAGACACUACACCACACCCGCCAGCACCACCACAGCAAAAACCCACCCUGGUAACCCGCCGUUCCGGCAGAAACGUUCGACAUCCUGUCAGAUUUCAAGACUUUGUUAGUUGA
Messenger RNA from Fasciola hepatica (liver fluke), 3993 nucleotides. Lineage: Eukaryota; Metazoa; Platyhelminthes; Trematoda; Plagiorchiida; Fasciolidae. The record is from the annotation of a GenBank genome assembly.